AUGUCAUUCUCUCAAGUGUCCCUGGCACUCACGAUACUUGUGUCGACCGUGGGCACCUACAUUGCUUGCUCACCCCCUAACCCGAACCCCCAAGGAGGUCCGGAGUCCGAGUCGUCGCCGUCGCAUGAUUUGCUCAGCACCCUGAACCUCACCAAGCGGCACACGAACAAGUUCACCAUUGGGCCCAUGUGCAUCCUCGCCGUUCAUGCCUUACUCCUGGCCUUUUACUACCCGGACCUGCCGCCCGCCCUCCUCGGCCACGGCGACGCCAACGGCCUCAACCGGGAUCUCAUUACAUGGUCGCCGGCAACGGCGAUCCCGCUGGCCUUGAUCCUGUGCGUGGGCAUCCCGCUGCGGCUCGUCUCGUACGCCUCGCUGGGCAGGAACUUCACCUUUGCCCUGGCGCGCCCGGACCGGCUGACGACGACGGGGAUCCACGCCCACCUGCAGCACCCGAGCUACACGGGCGUCAUUGUGCUCGUCGUGUGCAACCUGGCCCUGCUCGCGCGCGCCGACGGCGUCGCCUGCUGCUGGUUCCCCCCCGCAUGGCACGCGGCGCUGCGCAGCCCUGGAGCCGGGGAGCCCACGGCCGUGGUCCUGGGUCUGUCCCUGCUGGCGGGCGUCGUGUGGACGCGGGUCCGGCAGGAGGAGCAAAUGUUGAAGGCGCAGUUUGGUGCCGAGUGGGAGAGGUGGCAUGCGCAGACGUCAAGAUUUAUCCCGGGGGUAUUUUAG
Pestalotiopsis fici W106-1 is the source of this 732-nucleotide messenger RNA. RefSeq lists its product as uncharacterized. Gene Ontology annotation, cellular component: membrane. The record is from RefSeq and is a predicted model, not a curated record. Gene Ontology annotation, biological process: C-terminal protein methylation. Gene Ontology annotation, molecular function: protein C-terminal S-isoprenylcysteine carboxyl O-methyltransferase activity. The transcript has a single exon. NCBI's taxonomy places the organism in Eukaryota, Fungi, Ascomycota, Sordariomycetes, Amphisphaeriales, Sporocadaceae. Bases 1 to 732 code for a protein of 243 amino acids.